CAGCUCAUCGACGGAUGCGAACAGUGACGAAUUACUACCUAGUGAAUCUCUCCGUUGCGGAUUUGCUCAUGGCCUUGCUCAAUUGCAGCUUCAACUUUUUUUACAUGAUCUUCUCUAACUGGCCUUUCGGCUCCUUAUAUUGCUCCGUCAACAAUUUUGUCGCCAACGUCACUGUUACCGCCUCUGUGUUCACCUUAGUUGCCAUCACUGUAGACAGAUACACGGCCAUCAUGAGGCCACUUCAUCAUCGAAUGUCACGUGUGAGAUCCUGGGUCAUCAUCGCUCUUAUUUGGGUGCUUAGCUGUUCGUUGGCUUGUCCUGGUGUUCUUUUUUCAAACACAAUGACUAUCAGAUACGCCAACGGUCAAUCGAAAACCGUUUGUUUUGUGCAGUGGCCUGAUGGACGAUUUCCAUCUUCCGAGACUGAAUAUGUAUAUAAUAUUAUAUUUUUGGGUGUAACUUACCUAAUACCUGUGCUACUGAUGGGUGUUUGCUAUUUUCUGAUGGGCCGAGAGCUGUGGGGAAGUAGAUCGAUAGGAGAGCAAACUUCUAGACAGUUAGAUGCUAUCAAAUCUAAGCGGAAAGUGAUACGAAUGUUCAUCGUAGUUGUGACAAUAUUUGCUGUCUGCUGGCUUCCUUAUCACGCCUACUACAUAAUAAUAUUUCAUAGGAGAGAGCUGUCUCGCUCAGCCUACGUCCAUCACUUGUACCUGUUGUUUUACUGGCUGGCAAUGAGCAAUGCCAUGGUGAAUCCGCUCAUAUACUACUGGAUGAAUCGCAAGUUCCGAGUUUAUUUUCGACAAGCCAUUUGUCAUUGCUUCUGCCUCCGACCGAACUACAAGCAUGAUUUGGAAGUAGUCACAGGCGUUAAGAGGGGUGGAAGCGUCUCAAAUUUCAAUCGGUCCUGCAGAUCUGGUGGACAUCCGCAGCGAGGCCACUCGGCAAGGAAGGAUCACUUCGAGACACAAGAAAUUAGGGUAAAAACGCUGAUCGUGAGUGCGACGCGGACCCUUCAGAACGGAUUAGCACCCAUCGACACGAAACCGCGGCAAAACGGUCACUCGGGGCACUACUUGACCAACUCGGAUUGCGACUGCCACAGCCACCAGGAGCUGGAUAAAAACGGCAAUGACGUCUGAAAACCGCAGACGUCUGUCCACUUGUGAAGCGUUCUCGUGAAAAACGCACUCUUGGCUGUGAGCCACUCCUGGGCACAACUGAGCGUCGAGCUUCCCGGCUUCAUCAGGACCGCAAAUCCCUCAGGCAGAGGCGGGGAUCGCCCAUCGACGAUCCCUAAUUUAUUCCGACUGUGAUUUAGGUUGAAUUUGACUUUGUUACCAUUGUAGAUAUAGUUAUUCGUUUGGUGCUUAUGUUUCGUUAUUUUACGCUAAACGUUCGCUUUUUACGUACCUUUGACUCUGGAGUUGUAACUAUCAUUGAGCGUUCACAUGAAGGAUUAGAUUUUUUUUUUUUUUUUUCACUCAAAAUUUCAUGAUUCAGUAUGUAAAAAACAUUCCAACUACCGACGAUUUGAACUUUCCAAAAUCAAUGUUGGUUACUUCAACAGGACCUAAGAAUAUUCGUCCUCGAUUUUGAAUUUUCAACCAGAAAAAAAAGUCGGGCAAAGCUUCUACUUCCUUUUGGCGCGUAUACGUAGUAUACCGCCUUUGCGAUCGUUUCGACC
This is a messenger RNA of Bemisia tabaci, 1684 nucleotides long. The record is from RefSeq and is a predicted model, not a curated record. NCBI's taxonomy places the organism in Eukaryota, Metazoa, Arthropoda, Insecta, Hemiptera, Aleyrodidae.